AGCCACUUGUGCUACAAAAGGUCGAUGAGCCGAUAAGUGGAGAGUGGUGCCAAACUGAAGGAGUCAUCUCUCAGUAUUUUUCCAGCAACUCUAUGUUUUCAAUUCCGGCCUCUGGCAUAGACUGGAUCUUUGGCAUCAAAAAUGGCAUUGUAUCAUUUAAAAUUCAGGCUCUGGUGGAACUGAGGAUCCGCUCUGACAUUGGCAAAGCCAACACAUCACCACAGACCACUAUCAUACCAGCUAUCAGAGUUCCAUCAAACUGUCCAAGAAAUUUGAGCCUGUUGAUGUUUGAUCCUGAUGGAGACAUAGUGAAAUGCAGAAAUGGAGAUGCAUCACUCUCAGAGUGUAGUCCCUGCACACCACCGUCUGUCCUCAGCCUUUCACCAUCCUCUUGUACUCUGUCAUUCAGCCCCACAAACAGCAGUGAUGAAGGUCCGUAUGCGGUACAGCUGAUGAUAGAGGACUUUCCCAGACAGAACAUAACGUUGACUCAAACCAACGGGACACAAACAAUAAUAACAACCAACGAUGCUAUCAGCAAAAUGCCAGUUCAGUUUGUCGUGAGAGUGGAUCCUGCAGUGCCAUCGUGCACAGAGGGACUCUUUCUACCCAUGUUCCUGCCUCCAACCCCAGCCCACAGAACCCAGCUCUACAACUACGUCAAUCAAACUCUGGCUAUCAGCAUCAAGGCACAGACACUUAACUCCACCAUCUCUGAGCUGCUGUUCAGCGCACCGCACACAGUAACAGAAAGUCAAACAGGCCCAGGACAGUUCACACUGACGUGGACGCCAUCUAACUCAGUAGCUGGACAAAGCCACCCCAUUUGUUUUGUUGUCCAAGCUGUUUUAGGGGCAGCCAAGUACCACUCUGAGCUUCGAUGUGUCAUUGCGACCGUUGCAUUGCCAACUACAUCACCCAAUACACCAGCGUAUGUUGCAGCUCUGAAAAUGAAGUUGUCUUCUACAGUGGACUUGUCUCAAAUCAAUAGGGAUCUCUUCUUAAAUCAGAUUAAACAGAAACUGCAGUCAUACGGACUGCCAGAUGACAUCAGUCUGCGCCUCAUAAGCAGUGUGCCACAGAUUGGCGUAACUGCAGCAUCCUCUAAUUCUACAACAUGAACCUGAAGUCCUGCAUCUUCAGUCUUUCUGUACCAAUUGGAAACAUCUGUGUGGAAAGAUAAUACAAAAUCUUACUUAUCGCACAUAAUUUUGCAUUCAACCUGUCUGUCAUAAAAAUUGGUGAUAAAACAUUAUUUGAAGUAGUGUUAAAUUUUUAAAGGAAUCAUUCAAGAUUUGUAAUGUGUGUAAUAUAGUUCUAGAUAAUUCUAUUUCUUAUACUCUCAGUGUAUAUAUACAUGCUUUUUUGGCGUCAGAAAGCGGUUCUUCCACAUCUUAGCAAUCAGUAGUUAGAAAAAA
This is a messenger RNA of Maylandia zebra (zebra mbuna), 1418 nucleotides long. RefSeq lists its product as uncharacterized. Lineage: Eukaryota; Metazoa; Chordata; Actinopteri; Cichliformes; Cichlidae. The record is from RefSeq and is a predicted model, not a curated record.